AUGCUGUCCUUCUGUGAUUCCACGUUGAGUUCCUUCCCACCCGGCCGACAGUGGCGGUCCGUGUGCGUGCCCGGGCCCGUGCGAGCUGUGGCUGUGGGCAGUGUGUGGCCGCGGGCUCCGGGCCGGGACAGCGAGCACCUGCGGGAGCUCCCGGNCAGCGCAGCCGGCCCCGGCCCCUGCCCCGGCGUGCCCACCGCGCCUCUCAAGUGUAUUUUUAGCGGCGGUUUAUGUAACUGCCGGUGCCUGUAUUUCCAGCCCCGUGCGACUCCUUUUGGUAAAAAAUCAGCUUUUCUUUUUCGAAACGCGCGUCUCUUGCGGAUAGAUGGAGAACCCGAGGAAAACCCGGUUUUUAGCAACUGCUUACUGAUGUGUCACCCGCGUGGGCCUCUUUGCCAAGCGCUCGCGCCUGGCUGGAGUCAGCGCUUCACUCGGUCACGGGGACUCUUUCCAGAGCAUUUAGCAAAGGCAGAUGAGAUUAUCGUUGGAGAAACUGCAGUCUUUUGUCUACAGUUAGCUACAAAGGAUUUUGAAAACCAAGAGAAAACAAUAUUAACUGGAGACUGUUGUUAUAUAAAUCCACUGGUGCGCAGGACCAUCAGAUUCCUUGGAAUUUACGCAUUUGGACUGUUUGCUACGGACAUCUUUGUAAAUGCUGGACAAGUAGUAACAGGGAAUCUUGCACCCCAUUUUCUUGCACUUUGUAAACCCAACUAUACAGCACUUGGAUGUAAACAGUAUACACAGUUCAUCAAUGGUGUACAUGCCUGUACUGGAAAUCCAGACCUUAUCAUGAAAGCCAGAAAGACUUUCCCAUCCAAAGAAGCAGCACUAAGUAUAUAUGCAGCUAUGUAUCUGGCUAUGUAUAUCACCAACACAGUGAAAGCCAGAGGAACAAGGCUUGCAAAACCUGUUCUGUGUUUGGGUUUAAUGUGCUUGGCUUUCCUUACUGGAAUCAACAGAGUAGCAGAGUAUCGAAACCACUGGUCAGAUGUAAUAGCAGGAUUUGUAAUUGGAAUAUCUAUAGCAGUAUUUUUGGUUGUUUGUGUGGUAAAUAACUUCAGAGGACGUCAGCCAGAACAUGAACAUUCUCAUCUGGAUAAUCUGACCCAGAUGCCCAUGAUCAGCAUACCAAGAGUAGAAAGCCCUUUAGAAAAGAACCACAUCACGGCCUUUGCAGAAGUCACAUGAUGAUGCUGAUGUAUAUUCACUCCAUUGGACUUCAUCUCUUUUCACAGCCCACACAUGAUAUUUGCAGUGUAUCAAAAAUAAGAAAUUUUUAGAAGUCCUAUUUCUGACUUGAUUUUUACAUCACUAAAAGGAUACCAACAUUUUGAAGAAUUCUUAAAUAUUAGAACGUCACUUUACUUUCUAGCAGAAAUAUUAACUGUUUACUUUUAUGAUGGAAUGGGACAAACUGAGCACUAAUUAUCUGACCUUUCCCUCUAUUUUGGCUUCUCAUUGUUUUCAAUGGUUCAUGUACCUAUUCCAGCAGUACUUUGUAUUUUGAUUUAACUUUGAUUUUUAAAAUCUACAUUUUUAAUUCAGCAUGAACUUGUUUCCAUUUGAGGCAAUUUCAGUGUAUAAAAACUAGCAAAUAUUAUGUUCUGUAUGAAAAUGCUGUUUGCACAUUGUAUUACGCUGUAUUCCAUGUAAGAUAUCAUUCAAACAGUAUGUUACAUGUAAGACUGGUGCUUCUGCUUUUGAAGAGAAAAAAAAUGCCAAUUUUUACUGUAAUAAGUAUUGUAUCAUAAUUAAAAGUUUAUUUAUUUGGAUAUUUUCCUGACAUAAUUGUAGUUGAAUUGUUGUUUUGUAGUUCCUGAAUGUCUUGGAUGACAUACAUAUAUGUAUUCUAGGUUAAAAGAAAUGAGAAUCAUAUAGAAAGUUUGAUCUUUGAUAUAUUCUUUAUUACUAAUGAUAUCCCAUGAAAGGUUAAGGGCUUCGUUCUUAGCUUAGCAUAUCUGAUGGGAAGCUGUGCUAUUCAUAAAUCAUUUAAACAGAUUAUUCAAGGCAGCCUGCAUCUUCUCAUGAUUGUUAUACUCCCUGAUACUAUGCUGGGAGUAUGGGUGCUAAGAUAAGAAGAGGGUCACCAACUUAGUGAGAAAAGUUCAUCUGAGUUUCUACUCUCCAUUUUCAUGGAAGACUCUUGGAAAAAACAAAUUUUUUUUUCAGCCUAAUUGACCAGGAUAGGUAGACUUUCUCUACAAAGCUUUUUAUCUCUGUUUGUGUUUGAGGCUCAUACUCUUAAAAAAAAGAAAAAAAAAAAAUCCUCUGCCAGUCUGCGUGGUGUUGACGAAUUGAUUUUUCUUCAGCAUGAGCCAGUGUUACCAUAUCUCUGUUACUGCUGUGAAUAUUCAGAUUAAGCCUCCCCUUUGGAAGAGUCUUGCUGACUAUUCAUAGUGAAGUUGUCCAUAAAAAUUGAGCACCAGAUGAAUCUGAACAUUGUAAAUACUGAAGACAUUCUUAAUAUCUGCCAGAAAGUUUCCCUCUGGCAGGAGCUAGUAAAAUGCUAGCACUAUAGAAACACUGAGAAUGCUAUUGGUCAGUGGAGGCUGUUGAGUAUUUUAGGCCUUAAAUUUUCCAGAGUUCAGUGUAUUUCCUGUGCAUUAAUCAUUGUUAGAGUAUGUUUGAAACACAAGGUAUAGUCAAGGUAGAAUCAGGUAUAUUUUUUCUAUGAUGAAUUUUAAUGCAUUCUCACAUAGUCAUCAGGUAAUGCCUGCUUUUACUUUUUGUUUUAGCCUUUGCUUUCACUAAAAUACAACUACCUAAAGAGUGCUUGGCAAACAGGGCAAGGCCAAGUUGUCUCUGAGUGCAAUAGAGCAUAUGCCACGAAGUCAUUGUGCUAAGCUGAGAAUUAAGAGACUGAAGAAAUAUAUCUGUGGGGAGGAAAAAACCUAGAAUAGAGUCCUUAGCUACAACUAGGUUACUUAGGUGAUUGAAAAUCCACCUUUAUUAGACUAUCAACUGUGUUUACAAAAUUGUAGUAGAUCCAAAGUUUGUAUCACCGUGUUAGCUCACUUACCCUGCUCUUAGUCUAGCUAGUUAGGUUCUGAGGUACUAAUGAUUUCUCUGUGUGCAGAUUUAAAUGAAAUCUUCACUCAUUUUUGCAUGGUAGCAAAUCUGCAUUUUUUAUAUCUGAUUUAUAAGAUUACCAAGAGAUUCUUUUAUGUUAAAAGAGAUGACUCUUUUUCAGUGUACUGUACAUCAUCAGCUUGUAACUGGUCUCUUUCUCAGGAUCUUUCCCAGUCAAAUAUUUGGGUUAAAUUUAUCAUUCUAUCUCUGUGAACCAGCAGUGAGAAAACAAAAAGAGAGACACUCUGCUGUAUAAUGUAUUUUUAAAUAAAAUAAUUUUUCAUUCAUA
Molecule: messenger RNA, 3358 nt
Organism: Cyanistes caeruleus (blue tit)
Lineage: Eukaryota; Metazoa; Chordata; Aves; Passeriformes; Paridae
Source: RefSeq, a predicted model, not a curated record